CGUGCAUUGUCGGCGAUCGUACACUAACGCUGCAACUCUUCAACCGCGUCGACGCCAGGGCGAGCCGCAUCGAAUGCCUCGUUCCACUCGCGAUGGCUUGCAAUGCCUCGGCAAACCCUUGCCACCCGUGAACCAAUCUACAAAAUAUUGCGUGGCCACCCCAUAAUGUACGGGCCAAGAAGCGAGCCUUCCGGUGGCCUUGCGAUUGGCUUGGGAAUAUAAACGGCCAUCUCCCCUUCGGACCAGCGCGCCCCUUGUCACGACGGCAAACGCUCAGCAAGAUUUCCGUGCAGUCUGUAUUGUCUUCCAUUCGCGCCAUCGUCCUUUCCAGUCCACUAUGACCGAGUACGACUAUUCUCCCGAAGCUUACAAGAGGCAGAAGGAAAAGAACGCCGACAUCAAGCGGUGGGCCGAAGGCAUUCGGCCUGACAUCUCGGCGUCCAAGGCCAGAUAUCCGCCAGAACACAUCGUCCCUCCUCCCACGGCUGUUCCGUCCUGCUUCUCUACAUCGCAGGCGUCUCAUCGAGCGGCGGACGACCUGGUUGAUGUCCACGGCCUAACCUCCGGUCUAUCACACAGGUCGCCUCGUGUAGCCCAUGGAAGUUUCGGACUUGAGGAUUCCGCCACGGCCCGCGUUCAGACUCCUCCCUUAAUCGGUGGUUUCUACCCAGAGUACGCGCAGUCACCUGUUUCCAGUAUCGCGUCGCCGGCUUCGUCACCUCCGAAGAGGAAACCUCGAUAUGACAAACAAACGGACAGCAAUCCACCACCAUUCCCUGUUCCGCAAAUCGACAUGGCGCUGGCUACACCACGGAAGACAUUACGGAACUCUAAAUCAACGCCUCGAUUACUUGCGGCGUCCCCUCAGCAUCACGCUGACCCAGCGCCGUUCGUCGGUACCUCGCUACCGGGUUCCCCGCCACCGUGCCGCUCAGCAAAUGUAUCCCCGAGUCGCGUUGCCCCGCCCGUGGUUCAUGGCACCCCCAUAAACGAGGUCAGGAGCGUCGUUGCUCCCGCCAAUUCGGUGGUCGUGCUCAACACGCCGGGAGUUCUGACAGUUCCCGAUGGGACGACAGUCUUCUAUUUGAACCAUCCGAACACGCCGCCUACACAUCUUCGCCAUCCUUCCCCGCACUCGCUGGCUCCGUCUCCGGUACAGUCCCCAGCCCCUUCCCAUGCAUCUUCGGCAAAUCUUUCCCCCCUGUCUCCUGCCGACAAGAGAGCCCUGAAGAAGAAACGGUCUUUCGUCGAUAAGAUCAGGGAUAAGAUGUCUUCGCUGUAAUGAAUCGUUGUGUACUCGAUCGGAGCUAAAGGGCAGUUGGCGGAGAUGGCGAAUACAUGGGCGAACUUACAGAUAUCAGCCUUGCUUUGGACUAGAUGGCAUUCUGUUGUUGCAUCCCUUCUUUCUCCCUUCCGCUCACCUUCUCUCCUUCCCUGAUGUGGUACUU
Messenger RNA from Punctularia strigosozonata HHB-11173 SS5, 1448 nucleotides. RefSeq lists its product as uncharacterized. The transcript is spliced from 3 exons. The record is from RefSeq and is a predicted model, not a curated record. NCBI's taxonomy places the organism in Eukaryota, Fungi, Basidiomycota, Agaricomycetes, Corticiales, Punctulariaceae. Bases 338 to 1282 code for a protein of 314 amino acids.